Molecule: messenger RNA, 1434 nt
Organism: Osmia bicornis bicornis
Lineage: Eukaryota; Metazoa; Arthropoda; Insecta; Hymenoptera; Megachilidae
Gene: DCTN6-p27
Product: dynactin subunit 6
Exons: 5
Coding region: 742-1314 (190 amino acids)
Biological process (GO): mitotic spindle organization
Cellular component (GO): dynactin complex
Molecular function (GO): dynein complex binding
Source: RefSeq, a predicted model, not a curated record
GGGAUCAGAAUACGGCCACGGUAUCCCCUGCCUGUCGUAAGAGGCGACUAAAAGGGGGUUCUAAUCAGUUCUAAUGGAGCGAGCGAGGCAGUAUGAUGUAAAAGUAAGGAUAAGAAACAGAAUAAAAAAUACGGCGAAUGUGUGAAGUAACGUACGGCGCGAAUGAGAAGAUAUUUGAAAAAUGGCGCGAAUAUGCAUUGACGGGAUAUAGGACGGGUUUUCCCGCGCAUGGGACGGUUUUCCUGUGCAUGCGCGAGUUUUGCAGGGACGUGUCUAUGUGGUGGCGCAACUACGGACUAAGCCCUAGUCACUAGUCAGUUUUGUUUACAAUUAUUUUAGUACUCGUCCCUUUCCUAUACCCCCGAAAAGAGAAAAGUGUGAAUUAUGUAUAUAUGUUAUACAUUCAUUUUUCACAAUCACAUCAUAACAAUUUUUGCAAAAUUAUGCAGGGUGAUUAAGGUACCCCAUUUUAUUGAAACUUGUACUGUACUGAUGUUCAAAUCGCCGCGCAUGCGCGAGAAACGGCGUCCUUUUUUUUGCGUAUCUCUGCGUACACGCGCGUGGUUGAUAAUUUUCGGUGAGUUAAAUGGGGAAACUUGAAGUGAAGUGGGAGGAUUUUCCCAUAACGAACCCAUGUUAAUGAGGCCCAUUAGAAAUUUAUAGGAAAUUAACUUUCCGACAAGGUUGCGCGCUCAUAUCAGAGGACGCCACACUAGCAAAUCCCUACAGUCAACCGCAACAAUGAGCUCAUCAGUCAGUCGUCGUACAAAUCUAAAGAUAUCGGCAGGAGCCUUAGUAUGCGAGGAAAGUAUUUUAAAGGGAGACAUCACUAUUGGACCAAAAACUGUGAUUCACCCAAGAGCAAGUAUCAUUGCAGAAGCUGGCCCAAUUAUCAUCGGCGAAGGGAAUAUUAUUGAGGAAAUGGCAACUAUAACAAACAGAUUACCAGCAGAUGCUCCAGAGUUAACAACAGUUCGAGUGCAAAUAAUAGGUAAUUAUAAUGUAUUUGAAACAGAUUGUACCUGUGAGGCAUUUAAAGUUGGAGACAACAAUAUUCUGGAGAGCAAAGCACAUGUUGCUCGUGAAGUUGAGCUAACAAAUGGUUGUGUUAUUGGAGCAUCAUGCUCGUUAACAGAAUCAGAAACAAUUCCCGAAAAUACCAUAGUUUAUGGUAGCCAAUGUCAACGCAGGGAGAUGUAUGAUAAACCAUUUCCUCAAAUAGGUCAGUUGGAAUUCUUAUUAAAAAUCCUACCAAAUUAUCACCAUCUUCGUAAGCCUAAUGUAAAAGCAACUAAAAGUGAAGGGGGCUCAUAAUUUUUAUUUAGUCAGUUAACUGACUGCUGUGAAAUUUAUUUACGAACACGAUAAAUUAACAAAUACUAAUAAUUUCGUAUUUGAAAAGAUAUUUAAUAAAACAUACAUAAGUUAAAUAGA